CUUGUCACUUUCACCUUGACGAUUUGAGAUCGUGUCGCAUGUGGAUGCGGCACUUUCGUCAUCUUUCUCAAACUAUUGAAUUAAAUCCUUUAGUUUAACCGGCCUAUAAUCAAUUAAAUCGAAAUGGUUUUAGACCUAGAUCUAUUCAGGGCAGACAAAGAUGGAGACCCAGAUAAAAUUCGCGAGAACCAACGAAAACGUUUUAAAGAUGUGGCACUAGUGGAUACUGUGGUUGAACAAGAUACUCUCUGGAGAAAAUUGAGGCACGAUGCGGAUAAUUUUAAUAAACUCAAAAAUGUGUGCAGCAAAGAAAUUGGGCUUAAAAUGAAAAAUAAGGAACCGGUUGGUCCUGAAGACGACGCAGUGCCUUCUGAAGUGGCUGAUAACCUAAUAAAUCUCACAAGCGAACAAUUGAAACCACUCACUGUGAAUCAAAUAAAAAAGGUUAGAGUACUUAUUGAUGAAGCAAUAACAAAGAAUGAGCAAAGCCUAGUAACAGCAGAAAAAACUCGUUCAUCAGCUCUACGUGAGGUUGGUAACCAUCUACAUGCAUCUGUACCAGUUGAUGAUAAUGAAGACAAUAAUGCUGUGGAAAGGACAUAUGGUGAUUGUACCAUGAAGAAGAAAUACUCCCAUGUAGAUCUUAUUUGUAUGAUUGAUGGCAUGGAUGGAGAGAGGGGAGCAGCAGUAUCUGGUGGAAGGGGGUACUAUCUUAAGGGUCCUGCAGUAUUCCUAGAGCAGGCUUUAGUACAGCUCUCUCUUAGAAUGCUGUUGAAAUGUGGAUAUACUCCAUUAUACACACCCUUUUUUAUGAGAAAAGAGGUGAUGCAAGAAGUAGCUCAACUAGCUCAAUUUGAUGAGGAAUUGUAUAAGGUCAUUGGAAAAGGUUCAGAGAACAAAGGAGACAAUACUGUAGAUGAAAAAUAUCUCAUUGCCACAUCAGAACAACCCAUCGCUGCAUAUCAUAGAGAUGAGUGGCUUCCAGAAUCAGCUUUACCCAUCAAGUAUGCUGGUCUAUCAACUUGCUUCAGACAAGAGGCAGGUUCUCAUGGUCGCGAUACGCGCGGUAUUUUUAGAGUACAUCAAUUUGAAAAGGUGGAACAAUUUGUUCUAACAUCGCCACAUGACAACAAAUCAUGGGAGAUGAUGGAAGAGAUGAUCACCAAUGCUGAGAACUUCUACAAGACCUUGGGUAUACCAUAUAGGGUUGUGAACAUUGUGUCUGGUGCUCUCAAUCAUGCAGCUGCUAAGAAGCUGGACCUCGAGGCUUGGUUCCCAGGUUCCGCAGCCUUCAGGGAGUUGGUGUCUUGCAGUAAUUGUCUGGAGUACCAAGCUAGAAGGCUGCUUGUUCGAUAUGGACAAACGAAAAAAAUGAACGCAGCCACAGAAUAUGUGCACAUGCUGAACGCGACCAUGUGCGCCACCACGCGCGUCAUCUGCGCACUGCUUGAAGUGCACCAAACUGAUGACGGCAUUUUGGUACCGGAAGCAAUAAAAGCCUGGAUGCCGGAGCAGUAUCAAGAAUUGAUACCAUUUGUUAAACCUGCGCCGAUUGAUCUGGAAGCCGCCGCCGCAGCCAAGAAGGGAAAGAAGAAAUAAAAAACUAACAGCAAACGUACUCAUUCCUCGAAAGCAUUUUAUUUAUUAUCGCAAAGCUUGUUUUUUUAUAUUUUGAGACAUCAAUAAAUUUAUCAUGUGCCUGA
This is a messenger RNA of Zerene cesonia (dogface butterfly), 1703 nucleotides long. It is a transcript of the gene SerRS, whose product is annotated as serine--tRNA ligase, cytoplasmic. The record is from RefSeq and is a predicted model, not a curated record. Gene Ontology annotation, cellular component: cytosol. Gene Ontology annotation, molecular function: serine-tRNA ligase activity; tRNA binding; ATP binding. Lineage: Eukaryota; Metazoa; Arthropoda; Insecta; Lepidoptera; Pieridae. Bases 124 to 1599 code for a protein of 491 amino acids. The transcript is spliced from 8 exons. Gene Ontology annotation, biological process: seryl-tRNA aminoacylation.